This is a messenger RNA of Funneliformis mosseae, 399 nucleotides long. NCBI's taxonomy places the organism in Eukaryota, Fungi, Glomeromycota, Glomeromycetes, Glomerales, Glomeraceae. The record is from the annotation of a GenBank genome assembly.
AUGUGUAAAAUUCGUAAUAAAUUUAUGUCACAAAGUAUACCAAGGUUGCAAGAAAGAUUAACGUAUGAUAGGAAUUGGAAGGAAGGCGAUAAUAAGCUUAAUGAAUGCAAUCCAGCUUUUGGUCCUGAAUUUGUUGAAAUGAUGAAUGAGGGUACCUAUGUUAAUAAUGUAAUUAUUUCUGCAAUCCAUACUACAUUAUUUGAUAACUCUUUUAGAGAACAUGCAUUCAUUACUAUUAUAGCAAGUUCAGAUAGAAGGAGUGAUGGAUGUACAGGAAGAUGGCCAUAUAUAAUGCUUGUAUCAAAAGAGAGAGAUAAACUUUACGAAUUUAUAUAUGUAGAAUGCUCACAAAAUUUUUGUAAUAAGCAGAAAAAAGACGAUGAUAAUGUGAAAUUAUGA